GGAGGAAGAAGAGAAAGGAGGAAAAAACCUAGGCAGAGGUUAGGAGUCACAGCGAGGACUUGUGACGUGGUUCACUGGGGAAAAAAGGAGGAGGCCGGGGAUAAAAAGAGAAAAGAAAAAACGUCGAUUGUGGGGCUACAUUUCCUUUGGCGACUUCCCGAGGGGGAGAAGUGCGACCGUGUCUUUUGUGUUUGCUCCUUCUUUGGACUUGGACGGGAUGUCAUAUGAUUCAGAGCUCCCAGCACACAGCCACGAAACUUUAGUCCGCCGGGGGAUGACACUGUCGAUUUAACUGACAAUUAUUCCAAGGUUUUAUUCUCAACUGCUUCUUUCCUGGCUGCUUUGAACAUGGCAAUUUAUGUGGAAGGUCUGAGGAAAGGAGUGCUCAACGGAGGGAUGUCUCAAUUCCAGGAAAUGAUGCGGCAGCAGCUGGAGAGCUCCAUACACAGCGAGAUGGAGAAGCUGCUGGAUACCACGACAGGCGCAGAGAGAGAGGCAUGCAAGAAAGACUUUGAGGGCUUCAGGCGUCUCUUCCACAGGUUCCUCCAGGUUAAAGGUCCAUCGGUGGAGUGGAUCAAGAUACAGCGACCGCCCGAUGACUCGAUCCAACCGUAUGACAAGAUCGUAGCGCGAGGCCUUCCGGAGGGCGUCGCCGACAGCUUGAACAAGUUGGUGGUGGUGAAGCUGAAUGGGGGUCUCGGUACUAGCAUGGGCUGCAAGGGCCCCAAGAGCCUGAUCAGCGUCCGCAACGAAAACACCUUCCUGGACCUCACCGUGCAGCAGAUAGAGCACCUGAACAAGACGUACAACACGGACGUGCCCCUGGUGCUCAUGAACUCCUUCAACACGGACGAGGACACCAAGAAGAUCCUGCAGAAGUACACACACCACCGUGUCAAGAUACACACGUUCAACCAGAGCAGAUAUCCUCGCAUCAACAAAGAGUCGCUGCUGCCCGUGUCCACCAGCCUGAGCACGACAGGCCAGAACGCAGAGGGCUGGUACCCGCCGGGCCACGGCGACAUCUACGCCAGCUUCUACAACUCGGGCCUGCUGGAGCAGCUGAUUGGCGAGGGUAAAGAGUACAUCUUUGUGUCCAACAUUGACAACCUGGGAGCCACCGUGGACCUGCACAUCCUCAACCACCUUGUGGGACAACACAAUGGCAAGCGAUGCGAGUUCGUCAUGGAAGUGACGGACAAGACGCGCGCCGACGUCAAGGGCGGCACGCUGAUCGAGUAUGAGGGCAAGCUGGGUCUGCUGGAGAUUGCCCAGGUGCCCAAAGCCCACGUGGACGAGUUCAAGUCAGUGUCCAAGUUCAAGAUCUUCAACACCAACAACCUUUGGAUCUCGCUGGCCGCCAUCAAGAGGCUGCAGGAGCAGAAGGCCAUGAACAUGGAGAUCAUCGUCAACAACAAGACACUGGACGGGGGUCAAAACGUGAUCCAGCUGGAGACGGCGGUGGGCGCGGCCAUCAAGUGCUUCGACAACGCCAUGGGCAUCAACGUGCCCCGUAGCCGCUUCCUGCCCGUCAAGACCACCUCGGACCUCCUGUUGGUCAUGUCCAACCUGUACAGCCUGGAGGCCGGCUCGCUCACCAUGAGCCCCCGCCGGGAGUUCCCCACCACGCCGCACGUCAAGCUGGGGAGCUCCUUCACCAAGGUCCAGGAGUACCUGACCCGCUUCGAGAGCAUCCCGGACAUGCUGGAGCUGGACCACCUGACCGUGUCCGGAGACGUCACCUUCGGCAAGAACGUCUCGCUCAAGGGCACGGUGAUCAUCAUCGCCAACCACGGCGACCGCAUCGACAUCCCCGCCGGCUCCAUGCUGGAGAACAAAAUCGUGUCGGGCAACCUGCGCAUCCUCGACCACUGAGGCCACGCCCACCCUGGGCAUGUGACCUGCCCUCCGCCUGCCUCGCUUCAUCCCAGUCGUGUGAUCUGUCUUUUUAUUUUAAAUUUUUAUUUUUUUUUAAAUAGGACGCUGCCCCCUGCUGGCCAACAAACGACACUAUAACUCUUAUGUGAUAAUAUAGCAUGAUCCUGUUAUAUAAUACUUUAUAUUAACAUCAAAGACUAAAGUAAUCUGAGUGAAAAGAAGUUCAAGGCCUUUGGUACUGUGUGUACUCGGCACAUGUCUCAAUACUGUGCAUUAUAAUUUUUUGUGUGUGUGCUGUCAAACACCAGGAGACGCCAAACACACACACAGCGACAAGACUGAACGCCAGCAAUAAGCGUGACUGAGGUCUGAUUAAACUGCAAUAUCACACACUGAAA
Messenger RNA from Phyllopteryx taeniolatus (common seadragon), 2276 nucleotides. RefSeq names its product UDP-glucose pyrophosphorylase 2b (gene ugp2b). Gene Ontology annotation, molecular function: UTP:glucose-1-phosphate uridylyltransferase activity. The transcript is spliced from 10 exons. Gene Ontology annotation, cellular component: cytoplasm. The coding region runs from base 349 to 1875 and encodes 508 amino acids. NCBI's taxonomy places the organism in Eukaryota, Metazoa, Chordata, Actinopteri, Syngnathiformes, Syngnathidae. Gene Ontology annotation, biological process: UDP-alpha-D-glucose metabolic process; glycogen metabolic process. The record is from RefSeq and is a predicted model, not a curated record.